AUGGAAAAGGACCGUAAAGUUUUGAGUCUGGAUCGCAUUCAGGGCUCUUUCGACUCAAUCUCUCCUUCGAAUAAUCGGAAUCAUGGAAAUAUAUUACUGGAGACUUCAAGUCGGUGUACUACUCUACGACAUGGUACCAACACUUCGUCAUCCAAUGGAUAUGUAGCAGGUACAUUACCAUUACCGGAUAAUUUUUUUCCUGUGCCACAAUUGAAUGCCAAGGAGAAAAAACAUUUUCUAGGACUUGCAAAACAUGCUUGUAAAGAGGUCAUUUAUUACUCAAGACAGGAUGAUGGACCCAUGAAAUGGAUUCAAUUGUCAUCACAUGCUGGAGUCAAUGUAUUUCAAGGUGUGUAUGAUUCUGGAAGUACCAAUACUCAAGAUACAAAAUCACUGACGUACCUUCGAGGAGCGUGUAAAAUUCGCGCAACGAUUGAUGAAGUUUCGGAUUUUUUCAAGCUUGAUACGCCUGAGAAAUUGUCUGGAUACGCAAAAACAGUUGGCAAGGACUUGCUCGAUCAAAGGACAUUAUUGACACUUGCUACACCUACACCGGAAAAUCCAAAACACUAUGUAGCUAUCAAGUGGUCAGCAGUUGAAUCGCCGAGUAAAGUUGCACGGAACCGUGAUUUCUGCUACAUUGAGUGUCACGACGAGUUCAUUGACUCCAACACCAAACGACGUGGGUGGGUGAAAAGUAUUCACUCGAUUCGACUACCGUUUUGUCCACCGCUUCAUCGAAGCCAUGGACUUGUACGUGGCAGCUUUUAUCGUUCAGGAUAUAUUUUCACUGAAUCGGCGGACAAAGGGUGCGUGGAUGCAGUGCAUACGCUGCAUUUGGAUAUUAAGGGCAAUGCGCCAGAUUGGUUGAAGAUUUUGGUCAUGAAGCGCCGUAUUAGAAACAUUGCGGAAGUGGAUCGAUACUUCCAGUUGCAGCGAUUAGCACAAGAAAAACUGCUCGGAGACUUGGAACUGCCAAAGAAGGAGAAAGCAACACGGUGCCAGAUCUGUGAUACGCGUUUUGGUUUUUUUCAUCGUAGACGAAUUUGUCGUAAGUGUGGCAAGGUAGUUUGUACACCGUGUGGGAACGAAUUUUUGCUGGAUUACGCUGGAUUGGGACUCAAAAAGGCGCAGGUUUGCAUGAGGUGUUCAGAAUCUGUGGGGUACGAAACAAUUGUACCAAUGAUGAAUGAUGCAAAUUACAUCGUUUCGGACGAACAAAUAGACGCCACAAAAUUUGAAAGCAUUGACACCAGCCCUCGAUUCGACGGUUCAAUGGUUAUGCUUGAAAAUCGAUAUACUUCCGCUGACGAACACGAAUAUUACGUGGAGAACGAAGACGAGAAUGAAAUUGCUGACGUGGAUGAGGCGAACCAAAUGGAUAAAGAGUUUGAGGAGACGCUGAAGAAGACGAGUGAUAAAGAAUGUGAACCAGUAGCUCAGCAAAAGGAAUUUAACACUUCACCUAGGUCUCUUGUAUGUGUCAUAGGUGUAUCACGUGAAACGAUGACAGCUAAACUGUCCUCGGGUGAAACAAGUGAGGUGUCUUCGUUGAAACACUGGUGCCAAAAAGGAGUUCAGGAUGACAAUAAUGGCACGGACAAUGAAUUGGGCUUGCCACUCGGCAAGACUGAGCAGAUACUGCAUCAAAUUCAUGAUGAAGAUCAAAAAUACAGUAAGCAGACGCAGAAACUCCAUCGACACGCCACAGAUACGGAAUCACAGGCCUCUAUCACAGACUCCUCAGGACCAACAGACUCAGAUUUGGGUCUGGAAUAUUACGGUAAGGAUGCAGUUGGGAUUGCGGGACCUGAUGCAACGACCAACUUCCUCUCCAAUGGGUCUGAUCGAUGUUCCAGGAGUGAAAGGACUAGGUCAAAGCCAGCCCGAUCUCGACCCGAAUGCGGUAAUGAGACUCGACAUUACAAUGAUGGUAGCCCCCGCGACCACGUCGAGACUGCACCCCGUUGUACGAAUCGUAGAUACCAGGAAGGACAAGACCGUGAAGAACUUCAGAGAUGCACUCAACAACACGUUGGUCUAGAGGAUGCUCAAGCAACGCUAGUAAAUGGAUGUCAGCAGCGUCCGUGCGGAUCUAGAAGGAGCGACAGCAUUGAGCAAGAGUACCAGAUGGCGACAAGGUUCUUGGGAUCGGACCCUCCUAUCCGACACGCGUUGCUGGAGUCCAAAGUUGAAGACCCUUGCACAUCGCUGUUAGAUUCUCUCUUUGUUGAAACCUCCACAACUCGCCAAGGACAUCAGAGCGGCGACUUGGACGAUCAGGAUGACGAAGCUUUUCGUUUGGCCAUGUUAGCCAUGCGGUUAUAUGAAGAAGAACGCGGCCCCAGCUUGCAAGUCCCAGAAAAAACGCGACAAGUUGCCCUGACCAAAAUGAUGGAGGUGUAUGCGCGUGAAAUCGAGAGUAGCCACAGCAACCAUACCGUGCCAUAUAGAGGCACAAUUUCUGAUACUCGUCGACUGCACUAUGGCGUAGCAAUUCAGCCACUGUUGCGGCAAACGCAUAGUGAUGAUCGUCCACCGUCGUAUUAUGGUUCGCCUCUAUCAGUAUUCAGCCAUGAUAAAAUGGUUUUUGCCUCACAUCAAAGCCAUCGACGUGCGCUACCUUCAGAACGCAAUCGAGGUGUUCAUCGCAGAACAUCUCGUGAGAAUACGCACGUUCCGAUUUUACCAGCAAAGCAGACGAUAAGCGAGGAAGUGCAUGAGUACAGAGAUCUAUCAGAUCUCACUUCAAGUGCUUUUCAGGCCUUCCACACGAACUCUCUGGAAUUGAAAGAUGCUUUGAUGUUGCCGGUCGAUGCGAUGGAAAGUUUCCAGAGUUCAGCCUGUGACAGUAAUGGAUUCCAGCAGGAUGAAGAUCAUUUUCAGUCAGCUUCUGUGCCGUUUCAGCGGAGUUCUACUUGUGGCACCACACAUGUGCAGGUGAAGGCUGACAUGUCUGAGAAUCUUUUAGGAGCAGCUUGUACAGCUUAUGGCAGUAAAGAGAAUCGCGAGGUGCCCAAGAUGAUGUGGCGCGCAAAUUCCAUGUACGGAGUGGCCGACUUGGACACCUUCAGUGACAUGGACCUCAUUGACCUUCCACACUUAAUGCGCAAUGACGAUGUUGAUAUUGCCGUAAGAAGCUCGCUUGCAGACCUCCAGCGAUGGACAAAAGAUGAUGCAUAUGAUACGGAUAACGAAGGCGUUAAGUACAUCCCAAAGCCUCGUUUAAGUGCUUUACUGUCGCCGUUACAUUUGGAGGGCGUACAACAUGUGGAUGAUGACUAUAGCGAAGGCCGAUCUUCCAACGCUUCUUCUCAAGUCAAUUGGCGUAGCUCAUUGCAAAAUAAGCAUCUAGACGAACUAGAAGGACAUGGAACGCACUUUCUGAGUCAUCGUUUAUCCCCACAGCGUCGGUAUAGCAAGCCUCCUUCUAUGAUGGAACUCUUAUCAGAGUACUGUGACAGCGAGCGCUCGUCUUUGCCGUCUUACCUUGAGUUUGGAGAAUCUCAACCGGAACUAGAGCCCGAGUACCUUGAAGCCAUUGAAAACGCCAACAACCAGAAAUCUGUCCCAGUGGAAGGAAGAAAGGCGUAG
Messenger RNA from Peronospora belbahrii, 3594 nucleotides. The record is from the annotation of a GenBank genome assembly. NCBI's taxonomy places the organism in Eukaryota, Oomycota, Peronosporomycetes, Peronosporales, Peronosporaceae.